This is a messenger RNA of Cicer arietinum (chickpea), 259 nucleotides long. Its product is annotated as agamous-like MADS-box protein AP1. The record is from RefSeq and is a predicted model, not a curated record. Lineage: Eukaryota; Viridiplantae; Streptophyta; Magnoliopsida; Fabales; Fabaceae.
CAGGAGAAAGGGAUACAAGAGCAGAAUAACAUGCUCACAAAGGAGAUAAAGGAGAAGGAGAAGGCUGUAGCACAGGAGGCUGCUGCUCAAUGGGAUCAACCAAACUAUAGGGUUGAUACAUCUUUCUUACUACAAGACCCACUUCCUGUUUUGAAUAUGGGUGGCAAUUACCGUGAGGGAGCACAAGAACUGGGGAGGAACGAGCUUGACCUGACACUUGAACCACAAUAUUAUUAUAAUUCUUAAUUGCCACCUUGGA